GAACUCGACUUCAGUGAACUUUACAUGACAUCAAUCAGCAACUCGUAAGAAACAACCUCCUAGUACUCACUCAACAGAGCAUCCGCUGGAUAGUACUGUCCUUGAACGCCGCCAUCCAACUAGACGACUUACUCAGCUGCUUCUGCUUUCGCCACAUGCGACAGGCCUUGAUCCGGCACCUCCACGAUCCUACCGCGUCAAAUCAGGUGGUCUCACAACAUACCCGAACGAGCCUCGAUCCCUUCAUUCACACUUCAGCCGAGGUCAGCUACGUUACACCUUUCAAAUAGCUUGCAUGUGUCCACCAGCAGAAAGCCCCGCUGCCCAAGUCGACGCCCCUCGAAUAGUCAGACAUGGGCGAUAACUUUGAUGUGAGGUUGUUGAAACGGAGCAUCGGGGCGGCGAAAAGAGACAGGUCUAUCAAGACAUUGUACGGGGACAAAACCUGGGUGGAGGAUCUCGAUAUCGUCAAUGAACUCGGAGCCCACACAGGUUGUGUCAAUGCCCUAAGUUGGUCUACAAGUGGCAACUUCCUCGCCUCCGGUUCCGACGAUACCCAUCUAAACAUUUGGGAGUACAACCCUGCAGGGCUAUACAAUACCUUUUCUCUGAACACGAGCGUUAGUACCGGUCACCAUGCAAACAUCUUCUCGGUCAAGUUCAUGCCGCACUCCGGGGACAGGAAAGUCGUCACAUGUGCUGGAGACUCCGAGGUCCGAGUGUUCGACCUCGAAUAUGCGGGCUCGUCGCAGACAGGCUCAACAGACCCGAGCUUGUCCGCGAGCACAAGAAGUAGGAGGUUCAACACUUUCUUUCGGAAUGCAAGAUGGUUGAACGAAGGCAACACCAAUGCUCGCGUAUACCGAAGCCAUGCCGACCGCGUCAAGAGAAUAGUCACAGAGUCCAGCCCCCACCUCUUCUUGACCUGCUCCGAGGACGGAGAGGUACGGCAGUGGGACCUGAGGCAGCCUUCAUCAGCGUAUCCUGCUCCUCGAGGUGGACGAGGACUUGGGGGUUUGCGAGGAAGCACGGAAGAAGAGUCCGGAGAUACUCCGCCACCACUGAUCUCCUACAAGAAGUAUGCUCUGGACUUGAAUACCAUUUCGUGUGCAGCCAGCCAGCCACAGUACAUUGCACUAGGCGGGGCCCAUCUCCACUGCUUCUUGCAUGACAGACGCAUGCUUGGCCGCGAUACUGAGAGUGAAAAGGGUCGACCUGCCACUCGCAAGCCUGUUGUUGGCACUUACGAAGAUGAAGCAAUGGCAGAAGCCACGAAGUGUGUGCGACGGUUCGCCCCAAAUAACAAACGUAAGAUGGGCCUACAUGAUCACGGCCACAUCACAGCAUGUAAGAUAAGUGACGCUAACCCGAACGAAAUGAUCGCAUCGUGGUCCGGUGAUCACAUCUACAGCUUUGAUAUCGUAAAAUCACCAGACGCCAGAGGCGCCGAUGCCAGACAAAAUGAGGCCUUUCAAGCGACCCGUCUCCGGAACCGUUCUGACCGCAAGCGAAAGAGGACCACCAAGGGCAAUGCCUCGUCGAGCAGCUUGACAGAGUCGACUAACCCCAGUCGACGUCUUCGAAGAGUGCCGGAUGAGCAGCUGGAAGAAGGCCAUACCGCGUUACUCGCAAGAUACAGUGAUGGAGCGUCUGAGUUGAUCCGGCUCCCUACUGACGAGGCCGACCCCAACACCGAACCUGCUCCUUCCCAUGAAGUUCUCCUUACCGAAGCUCAAAGGUCGGGUGAGCGUGUCGCUCGAUCAUUGACUCGACUUCGCAAAACCCUGUUCGACUUCUCGGCGUUCUUGGGACAGGACACCGCCGUAUCCAUGGAAGGUUCUUCGGAGCUCACGCCGUAUACGAAGGUACUCACCAACGCGCUCGGCCAGUGUGCUUCUCUGCUCCCACAGAUGGACGAGAUCAUUCGCACCUGGUCCUAUCCCAUCAAUCCGAGCGAGGAGGAUGUUAUGCUCCAGAACACCUUGAGAAGGAAUAGGCAAGCAAGUUGGCGUUUUGUGCAGGCUUCGGGCUGCCUCGCUCGUUGCCUUGGCGGUCGUUUGCAGAGCGCAAGUUCCGCGCCUGAUGUCCGGCUGGCGCAUUUUGACAUGAUCAAGCCUGCAGCUCACGAGGGCAAAAACACCAACAGGGGGUCAAGAUUUUGCUACGACUUCCUCAAGGCAAUCCUUCUCUGGUUGGAAGGAGGCCAGAAAGCCGUGCUUGAAGCGUUCCAGAGACCUGCCCAUAUCAGUGCGGAAAGUCCUCGUUUUCCGCUCGACAGAAACGACACGGUGGAGAAUUUCGUGCCGAAGUUGGAAGCAUAUCUUAUGAGCCUCGCAGAUCAAGAUGCUCCUGUGAUUGAUAUCGAUGCAAACCGAUUCGAGCGUGAUGAGAGUCGUGUGGUCUUUCACGAUCAGGAGUCCGCUGUUGCCGCUUUCACCAGAGCCCUUGCAGGCGUACCUCUCGAAACAAAUCAAGGCAUGUCUGAAGGGGUCGUUGAUCCCUCAGGCUCCAACAGUACUGUUCGCGUCAUGGACAAGGGAGCUGCAGCACGAUUCUGGGGGCUUAAAGUUGGCCGCUCCUUACUAUUGAGCGCUGCUACAGGGGUGACGUUUGACUUUGUCAAUCGAGCAUUUGGAGGAUUGAGGCUCCAUGUUCUUCCGCAUAUGGAAACCGAAGAACGAACACAAGAAGACAUUGACCCCGAAGAAGAAGAACGGGUCGUAGAGGCUAUCGACGUUGUGAGGAGAACGAAUGCUUCCGACAAUGGACAGCCUUCUGGCGCUGCGUCCGAAUCCCCGCAUACUGCUCAUGAGAUGACUGGAGGAUCCGGUCGUUCCGAUGUCGAAAUGAGUACCCCUCCUACCGUCCACGUCGAAGAUGUCGAUAAAGACGAGGACGAGGGAGAGGAAGUACCCGAUGAUGAAUAUGAUGAUAAUAACGAAAAUGACGAAUCUGAGUCUGACCACUCAGACUCCGAUGAUGACUCGGAUGAUGACGAUGACGACGGUGAAUUUGCGUCUCAGCAGAUAUUGUUUCGGCGGCGAACUGGAUUCGGCCGGUCUCGCGAGCGAGCCUCGGUCAAUUUGCACGUUCCAUACUCAUCCCACAGCAGGGUCUACAAAGGCCACUGCAAUACGCGUACGGUCAAGGACGUCAACUACUACGGACUGAACGACGAGUACGUGGUCAGCGGAUCAGACGACGGCCAUUUCUUCAUCUGGGAUCGGAAGACGUCCAAAAUCCUUAAUAUCCUGGAAGGAGAUGGGGAAGUGGUCAAUGUGGUGCAAGGACAUCCGUACGAGCCCAUGAUCGCAUGCAGUGGUAUUGAUAGUACGAUCAAGGUCUUUGGACCUGCAGGUGAAAGUCGGGAACGAUACACCGCUGAGAAAGGACUUGACGUCGCCAAUCCUGGAGGGAGUGUACAUAGCUCGCUGCGUUUCGAUGGUCGAAGGAGCACGAGGCGGAUGCGGCAAGGCGACGAAGAUGACAGUGACAUUGAUGUGGAUGUUGAACACUCGAGCAAUGGUCUAGAGACUCGCCGAGCCAUGCACCGGGAAUAUGAGAUCACCAGCCAGAAUGAUGCGGAGCGAAGACGCGGCGUGGGCGACACCCUUGUCACGGUAGGUACUAUGGAGGCACUGCUGGCGCGCGCAUGGAUCAUGUCGGGAGUGCAUUUGAUCUGAUUUCCUUAUUGCCGGCACGAUUGUUGCUGAC
This is a messenger RNA of Exophiala viscosa, 3714 nucleotides long. RefSeq lists its product as uncharacterized. The transcript has 2 exons. The coding region runs from base 354 to 3683 and encodes 1109 amino acids. The record is from RefSeq and is a predicted model, not a curated record. Lineage: Eukaryota; Fungi; Ascomycota; Eurotiomycetes; Chaetothyriales; Herpotrichiellaceae. Gene Ontology annotation, cellular component: cytoplasm; Cul4-RING E3 ubiquitin ligase complex. Gene Ontology annotation, molecular function: protein binding.